This is a messenger RNA of Salvelinus sp. IW2-2015, 1045 nucleotides long. RefSeq names its product SPARC-like. The record is from RefSeq and is a predicted model, not a curated record. Gene Ontology annotation, biological process: anatomical structure development. Gene Ontology annotation, molecular function: protein binding; extracellular matrix binding; calcium ion binding. NCBI's taxonomy places the organism in Eukaryota, Metazoa, Chordata, Actinopteri, Salmoniformes, Salmonidae.
UUAGGCAGCAGAACUUAAAAACAGAUACCUUUAAGGAACGGGUGUAAAGGAGAGGGAAAGAUAUGUAGCUGGCAAGACGCAGAACAGCAAGCGGAAUAGCAAUAGAGGAUAGAAGCAAGCGAAACUCUGGACUGUUAGCAACUCUCUUCUCUCGCGUUCAGCCUGACUAUGAACCUGCUCUACCUGCUGGCCCUGGCUUUUCACCCUGACCUGGCCAUGGGAGGCAGAGCCCAGCGCAAACAAUGGCAGGCUGAGAGCAGUCUGAGACCAUAUCUGGGUAGAGUGGACCCAGUCCUACUAUGUGAGCUUCUGAAGUGUCACAGUCCAAUGGGCUCCUGGUGCCAGGUGGUGCAGGACAACGGAGUCCUCUUCCCAAAGUGUGUGUGUCCUAAGACCUGCCCACGGCAGGGGGCACCAGUGUGCAGUGUUCUGGGAAAGACCUAUGGGAACGAGUGUCUGCUGCAUAGAGAAGCCUGCCGCAAGAGACGUCACAUUGGACUGGCUCAUAAAGGGCCUUGUCUGGUUUCCAAGGCAAACUGUACAGAGGAGGAGUAUGGCCAGUUCCCAUACCGCCUCAUGGACUGGUUCCUCCUAUUGAGUCGCAUGGGAGAGUCCUACGCACCCUACGCCCCGCCUCAGAGCUGCCUGAGCCACGCCCAGCGCUCCCAACUAGCCCAGCGGAGGUUUGGCCUGCUGGACAAGAACAAGGAUGGAAAGCUGAGCCGGAGAGACCUGAGGAAGCUACGCUACAAAAGAAUGCCUCUAGAGCACUGUGCUACCUCCUUCUUCCAGUCGUGUGACCAUAACAAGAACAGUAAGGUGACCCUGCAUGAAUGGAUCUCCUGUCUGGUGGAUCGCUCAGAGGUCUGGUUCCACAGCUUCAUGUCUAUGAAAAUGGGAUCCGGUAAGCUGUGUCCCAUGAAGACUGACAACCACCUUUGACCUGGAUAUGAACACCUCUCCUCUCGAAUUGUGUAUUUAUUCCUUGUUACUUCUCAUUUUUAUCUCUCUGCAUUGUUGGGAAGGGCCCGUCAGUAAGCAUUUC